AUGGCGGAGUACGAGGCUUGUAUCUUUGGUAUUAAAGUUGUGAUUGAUCUUAGGAUCAAAAUCCUUGAAGUCUAUAGAGAUGCAACCUUGGUUGUUAGCUAUGUCAAACGAGAUUGGGACACUAGAGAUCACAAGCUCAUCCCUUACAAAGAGCAUGUCCUGAAACGGAUCCCUUACUUUUACGAGACUACUUUUCACCAUAUUGCUCGAGAAGAUAAUCAGCUAGCCGACACCUUGGCAACUUUGGCGUCCAUGUUUAAGGUCAAGUGGAAAAAUGAAGCACCAUCCUUUCACCUCAACUACUUGGAUGAGCCCGCUUACUGUUUUGCAGCCAAAGACGAAAUUGACAGUUAUCCUUGGUUCUAUGAUAUCAUGAGAUUCAUAGAAUGCCAAGAAUAUUCAAUGAACGCAUCCAUUAUCGACAAGAAUUACCUUCGGAAACUGUCUUCCAACUUUUUCUUAAGUGGAUGGGUAUUGUACAAGAGAUAUUAUGAUUCGGUUUUGCUAAGAUGUGUGAACAAGCAAGAAGCAAACUAA
Molecule: messenger RNA, 537 nt
Organism: Lathyrus oleraceus (garden pea)
Lineage: Eukaryota; Viridiplantae; Streptophyta; Magnoliopsida; Fabales; Fabaceae
Exons: 1
Coding region: 1-537 (178 amino acids)
Molecular function (GO): RNA-DNA hybrid ribonuclease activity; nucleic acid binding
Source: RefSeq, a predicted model, not a curated record